AUGGUGGCUCUUAAUAGUGAACCAAUCAGUGAUGGAAAUGCGGAAAAUAUGGCAAAAUAUCUGAUGAAGACAAUUACAGAAGCCUGCGACACCGCCAUGCCCAGGAAGCGUGCUGUGAUCCGGCUUGCUUCGAUGCAUUGGUUGAACGAGGACAUCAGAAACCUCCGCAAAAAGUAUCGUAAGGCGAGAAGAACAGCACAACGCUGUAGUAAAAGACCAAACUAUGAGGAACUGAUGGCAGUAUACAAAAAAACUCGCCAAAGACUAAACAAAGCCAUCAAAGACAGCAAAAGACGAUGUUGGAAUGAGCUGAUUCUUGAGGUAGAAGACGACCCAUGGGGCAAACCGUAUAAGAUAGAGCAAUCUGAAACAGAAGAAAUUCCACCCAUUACAGAAAAUCAGCUGUUCGAAGCAUGUUCUAGAGUAGGGAAUACGAAAGCUCCGGGCCUAGACGGAAUCCCAAAUAUUGCACUAAAAGCUGCCAUUAAAGCAGCGCCUGCAAUAUUCCUUGACGUUUAUAACAAGUGCCUCGCAGAAGGUACGUUCCCAUCGAUGUGGAAACAGCAGAGAUUAGUUCUCCUCCCCAUAGGAAAGAAACCUCCGGAAGAACCAACAUCCUAUCGUCCGCUCUGCAAGUUGGAUACAGCUGGCAAAAUACUCGAACGCAUAUUACACAGAAGGAUAGAAGCAGCAGCCCAACCGCUUCUUUCCAGCAGCCAAUACGGCUUUCGAAAAGGACGCUCUACCUUGGAUGCAAUUAGCAUUGUCGUCAAUACAGCUAAGGACGCAAUCGCCGGAACCAGAUGGAAGGGAGGUACGAAGAAGUACUGCCUGGUAGCAACGUUAGAUAUAAAAAAUGCCUUCAAUUCCGCCAAAUGGGAUUGCAUUAUGAAAGCUCUUUACGAAAUGAAGGUACCAGGAUACUUACGAAUGAUGGUUGCAAGCUACUUUUCUGACAGGAUCCUAAAAUAUGACACAAAGACUGGUCCGAAAACAUUCAAAGUCACUGGAGGAGUACCCCAAGGCUCAGUUCUAGGCCCACUUUUGUGGAAUAUCAUGUAUGACGUAUUAUUAAAACUAGAACUUCCAAAAGAAGUCAAGUCGUAG
Arctia plantaginis is the source of this 1107-nucleotide messenger RNA. Lineage: Eukaryota; Metazoa; Arthropoda; Insecta; Lepidoptera; Erebidae. The record is from the annotation of a GenBank genome assembly.